Molecule: messenger RNA, 1897 nt
Organism: Rhizophagus irregularis DAOM 181602=DAOM 197198
Lineage: Eukaryota; Fungi; Glomeromycota; Glomeromycetes; Glomerales; Glomeraceae
Product: Glycylpeptide N-tetradecanoyltransferase 2
Biological process (GO): N-terminal peptidyl-glycine N-myristoylation
Cellular component (GO): cytoplasm
Molecular function (GO): glycylpeptide N-tetradecanoyltransferase activity
Source: RefSeq, a predicted model, not a curated record
AUAGCGGAGUUUCUCGUUGACGCUUUUUUUUCAAGGUUCUGAUGUCCUUGCCUUGACAAAACCUGUCCAGCCCAGAAAUUUAUAAGUUCAAAAAUGGACGAGCAAGAGCAUAAUAAUGUUUUGGACGUCGAGGGUGAAGGCAGUGCUAUUGAUAAAAUGCGGGCUAAGCAAGAAAAGAAGAACAUGAAAAAAGCUAAAAAGAAAGCUGCCAAAAAUUCUGCUAGUGGAUCAACAGCGGGUUUAGAAGAUACCGCAGCAAAACAAUUAGAAUUACAAGAAAAAGUGAGAAUGUUGGUCAAUCAACUAGCAAUUCGUGAGGCAAUACAGCCACCUCCUAGCGCUAGUAAUUCACAGAAACAAAAAGAUAUGAGUUCGCAUAAGUUCUGGAGUACCCAGCCUGUUCCAAAGCACGGUGAAACAAUUGAGGAAGAUGGACCGAUAGAGUCUAAUACUCCAUAUGAUCAAAUUCGUAAAGAGCCGUAUGCUUUGCCCAAAGAAUUUGAGUGGGUAACUCUGGAGUUGAAUAAUGAAAACGAGCUAAACGAACUCUAUACUCUCUUGACAAAUAAUUAUGUCGAAGAUGACGAUGCGAUGUUUCGCUUUGACUAUUCUGGUGAUUUUCUAAAAUGGGCUCUUCAACCACCAGGUUACUUAAAAACUUGGCACGUAGGUGUUCGUGUCUCUUCUAAUAAAAAACUUGUUGCAUUCGUUAGUGGUAUUCCAGCAGAUAUUCGAAUUUACGAUUCUCAUCAGCAUCUUGUUGAAAUCAAUUUUUUGUGUGUCCAUAAAAAACUUCGAAGUAAACGAUUAGCACCCGUGUUAAUUAAAGAAAUCACACGACGCUCUCAUUUACAAGGGAUAUUUCAGGCGGUAUAUACAGCUGGAGUUGUCCUUCCAAAACCCAUUUCCAAGGCUCGGUAUUAUCACAGAUCACUCAAUCCCAAAAAACUGGUCGAAACAAAUUUUUCACGUUUGCCUCAAAAUAUGCCAUUAUCACGUUUCAUUAAAAAAUUUAAGUUACCGGCUGAAACAUCUACACCUGGUCUCAGACCAAUGGUAGAGGAAGAUGUUCCCGAAGUUAAAACAUUAUUAAAUGAAUAUAUGAGUAAAUUUAAUUUUGUACCUGUGUUUAAGACUGAUGAUGAAGUCAAACAUUGGAUUUUAACGAGAGACAAAGUCAUUUGGUCAUUUGUAGUCGAAGACCUUGAAACAAAGAAACUGACCGAUUUCUUUUCGUUUUAUUAUUUACCUUCCUCGGUUAUUGGCCACCAAGUACAUAAAACUAUAAAUGCGGUUUAUUUAUUCUAUUACGCCGUAAAAGAAGCUGACGAAAAAGCGAUAAAAGGAAGGCUACAAGGUUUGAUAAAGGAUGCAUUGAUAUUAGCGAAAUUGAAAAAUGUUGAUGUUUUCAAUUGUCUUGAUCUUUUGGAAAAUAAAUUAUUCAUUGAGGAUCUUAAAUUUGGGGCUGGAGAUGGAUAUUUGAAUUACUAUAUGUAUAAUUGGCGCUGUAAGGAUAUGGGAAGUGAUAAAGUAGGCGUAGUUAUGUUGUGAUUUCUGACAAUCCAUAAUUAUUGAAAUGAUUGCAAGGUUUGUGUGUAUGAAAUCUAUUUAUUGAACUAAUGAGUUAAUUGUGAUAAAGUUGUUUAAUAAAAACCAGAUAAAUCUUAUACUUUUCAUAUCAACAUACAUAUUAUUAAAUAUAUAAAUAUUGAUCUUAAUUAUGUACAGUAUACAAAUUUUAAUUAUUUAAAAUACAUUAGCUAGAAUGCAAAAUAAGUUCUCUACUUAUUCAAUUAUAAUAGCUAUUAAUAGUUUUCAUGUGGUAUUAUAUAAUUAUCAAAAAAACUUAUAUUAUAUUAACAGUAAAAUAUUGUAAUAUUAAAAAAAAUGUAUUGCU